Ceutorhynchus assimilis (cabbage seed weevil) is the source of this 4336-nucleotide messenger RNA. Lineage: Eukaryota; Metazoa; Arthropoda; Insecta; Coleoptera; Curculionidae. The record is from the annotation of a GenBank genome assembly.
AAUUAUUGACUUGCGCUUUUAAUGAGUUGUAUUUUAUACGAUUUCCAACCUUGAUUUAAAUUCAAUUGGUUUACCUCUAGCUCAAAUCUCCCUUGUAUGUAUAGAUUUUUGUGUAUUAUAAGAUCAAUAGUAAUUAGGUCUGGUUGAUCGGGUGGUUUUUUCAUAUCUAAAAAUGAAUUUGAGUAUGUUAACCUCUCUUGAAAUUGCAAAAUCUUAAUCCACAUUGUUAUAUAAUGUAUCGGUAUCGACAAUAUUCCCACCAUGAAAUCCCAUUCCUUUUCGCGCCAUUUCACUGCAAAUAGGAAAAAAAAAAACGAGUUUUGGUUAAAGUGCGGUAACAAGUGCAACUUUUCUACUACCGAAACCACCUGGCAGUGUUAUUAUUUGUUUGAAAUAGCAACUACCAAUGAACCAGUGAUUCGAAAAAUUAUCAGUUUUUUAACCCUCGGUUAAAACGUUUAUGGGCGAUAAUAAUUGUUAUCAAUUUGAGCUUAUAUUACUUUGUUUUAUGCAUUUAGUGCAUGUGCUAUUAUUAUUAUUGAUACAUAUAAAUUAUAUGUAUUUUUCAUGUGAUGGGUUCACGACAUAAUGAGUAAACAUUCAAUUAUCUAAAAACUAGUUUUUCCAUUGUCAAGAAACACACGCAAAUAUAUAGAAACUCAAUGGAGCAAUCAAGAAAAUAAUUAAAAUUCGUCAUGGACAAAUAGCCAUUGUUAAGUGAAUGUUGGGCAAUAAUAAAAGCUAAAGCAUCAUGAAAUACGGUAUUUUAGCUUACUUGCUAAUCCAAACUACUACUUACGGCCUCAAUUGUGAUAAAUCAUUCACCUUCUACGAAGAUUACGGACAAAAUUCCUUCAACGUCACUUGCGAAGGAAUCACAAAAGGCUACGAACACAUUUUAGAAAACAUCACCAUAAACAAUGAAAUUUCGUUGACGAUUAUUGAUUCAAUAUUGGAAAAUGUUACCCCAAAUAUUUUCAAAAACGUUAAAAACAUAAAAAUACUUAAUAUUUUCAAUUGCAGCUUAACAUUUAACAAGGAGUUGAGUAUUUUUAAUAAGCUAGAAAAGCUUGAAGUUUUAAAUAUACGUGAUACUAGUUUUGAAAUUGAAAACGCCACAUUAACAGGGCUUAAUAACUUGAAAAAAUUACAGUUAAUGAACAAUAGCCUGUCAACUAUAGCCCAGCAAGGGUUUAAUUAUUUAAACAACUUAGAAAAAUUAGAUUUAAUUAACAAUAAAAUUGAAAAGGUUGACGAUUUGCAAUUGUGCAAUUUAAGAAAGCUUAAAGUGCUUGAUCUAAGUAGAAACAAAAUAAGUAAAUUAUCAAACUUUUUCUGUCCAACAUCGGAACAAACUUUAGGCUUUAAUAUAAAUAGUGAAUUAACUUCACCUAUAUUAGGCGAUAUUACUAAUUAUUAUAACAUCACUAGUGUCACUAAUGACCUUAUUGAUUUAGAUUUAAGUCACAACCAAAUAGUAGAUUUAGGUUACGCUUUAGAUGAAAUGGUUAAGCUUAAAUAUUUAGAUUUAGGCUUCAACAAGUUGACAAAUAUUAAGCUUAUUAGCUUAAAAUCACUAGUUAAAUUACAAAAAUUACAUUUGAACAAUAACAAGCUUAGAGUUUUUAAUGGUAACUUGUUUAGUAAUAAAUCAGUAUUAAAUUUUGUUGAUUUAAGUUUUAAUUAUUUAAAACAAUUUGUUUGUUCUAAUAUUGUACAGUUGCGGGAUUUGGAUUUAAGCUUUAAUAAUUUAACUAGAGUUUUGUUAAAUGACCUGCCACAACUGCAAGAAGUUGAUUUAAAGUUUAAUUAUUUACAAAGUGAUUUAGUUUUUCAAAAAGUUCCUAAUCUAAUUAGUGUAAAUUUAGCCUCAAAUCACUUAAAUAAUUUAGGUUUUUUAAAAAAUAUAACAAACUUAAGAAAUUUAAGCUUAAGAAAUAAUUCCUUAAACAAUUUGCCUGAUAAAGUAUUUGCAGGUCUUCACGAAUUAAAAAAUUUAGAUUUAUCUUUUAAUAAUAUACAAAAUGCAUCAUUUUUUGAUUUAAACAAUUUAGAAAUAUUGAAUUUGUCUUACAACAAUAUAGAAUCGUUGUCGUAUGAUUUACUGGAGCCUUUAAAAAGCCUUAGAGUUUUAGAUUUAGCAUCAAAUAAACUAGUUUUCAUCGAGUACGAUGUAAUACUAUCAAAACUGCCUACAUUAAAUAAUAUAAACAUUAAAUUUAAUCAAUUAACUUGUGACAAUUUAACCAAAUUUAUACAAUAUUUAAAACAACGUCACAUUAUUUAUACUAAUAGCGAAAAUGUUGCAUUAGAUAAUUUGAGUCAAAAUGUUGCAGGGAUUCCUUGCAGAUUUGCUGUUAUCAGCAACAUCAAGCAGAAAAAUAGCGUUUUGUACAAUUUGGGUAUUUGUUUAAUUGUUGGUUUUGUUGCUAUUUUGACAAGCAUCGUUUGUUACAGGUUUUACAUUUACAUGAAACGGCGGAGGUAUAGGCCAGAUGAAUUUGAGUUGGUUGUUGAUUGAGUUGUUAAUAAAAUUUAAUGAAAAUCAAUUGUAAUUUGAUUUAAGUACUUAUUUAGGUAAAUUUCAAGAUGUUUUUGAUUUGAUGUUUUACCAAAGAUAGUCGUACAGUAUUUAUGGACACCUACAAUAGCUCCUGUAUAUUGUUUAAUUACCUUUUCGUCCACUGGUUAAACAAUAAUAUACUAUUUCCUUUAGAUACCAUGCAAGUACUGUUAAUGUAGAUUAGAGUUGUCAUUAAUAUUGUCACGGCUUUGGCUUGCGUGACGGAAAUCUUGGGUUCGUUUAUUCCAAAAAUCAAAGUCCAAUUAACACAGCAAUAAUUUAUUCCACGUAACUAUACACUGGCACUAAUUACUUUAAUAACUAACUCAAUAACUAAACUCUUUACAACUCUCAACAAUAAUCACUAUACUUAUUUAAAUCGUAUCACAGUCAAACUUAAACUUAAACUUCUAAAUAUUUAUUUAUUUAUUUAUUUAUUGACGGGAUUAUCCCAUUAAUGUAAUAGUUUUACAAAAUUUAACAAUAAUCUUAAGGUUAGCCAGCAAUAGUAUUAGUACUAUUGCUAUCAACCAAUGUAACUAAAUCAGCAAAAUUACAACAACAACAAAAAUCCCUAGAAAAAGAAUAGGUAUAAAUAUAUAUUUUUUUUUCGCCCUAUAAUAGAUCACAUUUAUUAAUUAGACUAAUAAAUCUACUUUUAGAAAUCCCUGUAACUUCCAAGUUGUGCUGAUUAAUUAAAGAAAUAUACCUGCACAUGGGAGAGUUCAGACCAAAAUCAGUUCUGUGAUAAUCAACAAAAAAUGAAUUGUUAUGUCUGAGGUUUCUAUUUGGAAUGCGAAACUUUAUUUGCUCUAGAAGCUGAGGACAGUCUAUAUUAAAAUUUAGAAGAUCAAAAAUGAAGCGCACUCCAAUUUUCAACCUUCGAAGCUCAAGAGAGUCCAAAUUUAGCAUAUUGCGUAUGUAGUCAUAUUCAUGAUCAAAAAUUUGAACCCCAUGCGAAAAACACAAAAACGCGAGAACCUGCUCUGAACUCUCUCAAUUGAAACCUUAUAAAUUUGGUGAUAAGGUGACCACACUAUACAGUUAUACUCUAACCUUGACCUUACUAAACUAGAAUACAUACACUUGGCAGAGGACACCGAUAAAUUCUUGCAAUUCCUGAUGACAAAACCUAACAACUUGGAGGACUGUACUAUCAAAUUAUUUAUAUGGUCUACAAAUUUGAGCUCUUGAUCGAAAAUUACACCAAGAUCUUUUACUUUGGAUGUAUAACUGAUUUGCCUGUCUUUAAUAUAAUAAAGUGAAUUUACCUUUUUAUUGAAUCUGAAAAAACUAAUUGUAAAACACUUAUCAACAUUGAGCUUCAAUUUAUUGAUGUCACACCAAGCAACAAGACGAUUUAAGUCUUCCUAUAAUAAAUUUGCGUCAUACAUACUGUUAAUGACUCGAAAAAUUUUAAAGUCAUCAGCAAAUGCUGCAGGUACACUAUGCAAAAAGUUUUUUGUGAUAUCAUUGACGAAUAUGUUAAAAAGUAAUGGCGAGCAGUGUCCCCCCUGGGGCACCCCAGAUGUUGCCAUAAUAUUCUCAGAUAGGAAUGAACCUAUUUUUACUUUUUGAACUCGACCAGUGAAGGAACUACGGACCACUUUACUAUAUCCAGGUGAAAACCAAAUCUAUAUAACUUAUCAAACAAUAAACCAUGAUCAACACUGUCGAAGGCCUUAGAAAAGUCAGUAUAUAUAGCAUCAACUUGUUUUUUGUCUUCCAAGGCCCUCAGCAGUGAUGACUGGUAUGAAACCAAGUUUGUGGUAG